Messenger RNA from Mangifera indica (mango), 1176 nucleotides. RefSeq names its product ankyrin repeat-containing protein BDA1-like. The record is from RefSeq and is a predicted model, not a curated record. Gene Ontology annotation, molecular function: protein binding. The transcript is spliced from 2 exons. The coding region runs from base 100 to 1032 and encodes 310 amino acids. NCBI's taxonomy places the organism in Eukaryota, Viridiplantae, Streptophyta, Magnoliopsida, Sapindales, Anacardiaceae.
GUGGACCACAAAAAAAUAAAUAUCAAACCUAUGCUUUCUGUUUAUAAUAAUUCCCUUCUUGCCCAGCUAGAAACUUGAGUCUAGCAAAGUCCUAUUGAGAUGGAUUCAAGACUGUUGAAGGCUACGAGAGAGGGAGAUGUAGCCACAUUGGAUUCGUUAUUUGAGGAAGAUCCGUUGAUCCUUGAUAGAGUUGCCUUAUCAGGAAUUGCAGGGACUCCAUUGCAUAUUGCUUCACUUGCUGGAAAAACUGAGUUUGUGAAAGAAAUACUAAGGCUUAAUCCUUCAUUUGCAUGGGAGCUGAAUCCAGAUGGGUAUAGUCCUUUACACUUAGCUUCUGCUAAUGGGUAUAUUGAGAUUGUGAAAGAGCUCUUGAAACUUGGCCCCCAACUUUGUCUAAUCAAAGACAAAGCCCGGCGAAAUCCUCUUCACUUUGCAGCCAUGAAAGGUAGAGUUAAUGUGAUUGCAGAGUUGAUAUCUUGCAGUCGAAAUUGUGUAAAACAAUUGACAACACAGGGAGAGAAUCCUCUUCAUUUGGCUGUAAAGAAUAAACAGUUUGAAGCAGUUAAGACAAUGUUGGAAAAGCUGAAGGAUGAUGAUGAAGAUGAUAUUGGUGAACUGAUAAAUGCCAAGGACAGUGAAGGUAACACCAUCUUGCAGCUGGCUAUGGCUACUGAGCAACUUCAAGUGAUAGAACUGCUGAGAAAUGAAAGCCAGGUUGAGCAAGACAUGGGUAUAACAGAGGUUGGUUCAUCUUCAGUUCAGGUUCUGUUGCUUAUCGCCCUUAUAUCAAUGAUGAUAACUUACAUUACUCUCUCUGCUAAAAUGUCCCCAAGUGGCCUCGCAUUGCUCAUUGUGUACCUCAUCACAAUUGCCAUUUUCGUCUACUGUGCAUUGGCAAUUGAAUUUGUCAAGAAAAUACUGCACAGCAAGUUUGAUUUUGCAGCUGGAAAAGUUGGUGGCAUGGCAAAAGCACUUGUAAAGAAGAGGAAACCAACUUCAGCUUCUGCCGAUGCCUUGAAAUUAGAUGCUUGAUUCUGAGUUUUGAAGCUAUUAUCUGCUUGUUACUUAAAACAAAUGAUAAAAAGUAAAUUCUGUAGCGUGAGUAUUUGCUGAUAACCAUAUCCCAUUUUGUAAUUGAAAGUUUUUGGUGUGAUUUAAGAGCAAGUUCAAUUCUAA